AUGGCCAACUCACCGGUCGGCCAGCCUGACAACAGCCAGGCAAGCAGUCAGGUUGGAUACGCAACAGACAAUGCACCAGUGCAUCAGCCUGUACCAUGCACCAAAUGUGGCCAGGCAAUGGGCCAUCGAGCGGAUUGCUCAUACAAAUACCGAAAUUGCUGGACAUACGGUAUGCGGUCAAGUAAGAAGCAAGAGGGUUCUUUCGAAUCGCAGCCGAAACAGUGA
Messenger RNA from Akanthomyces muscarius, 225 nucleotides. RefSeq lists its product as uncharacterized. The record is from RefSeq and is a predicted model, not a curated record. The transcript is spliced from 2 exons. The coding region runs from base 1 to 225 and encodes 74 amino acids. Lineage: Eukaryota; Fungi; Ascomycota; Sordariomycetes; Hypocreales; Cordycipitaceae.